Messenger RNA from Rattus norvegicus (Norway rat), 3138 nucleotides. RefSeq names its product heparanase (gene Hpse). Gene Ontology annotation, cellular component: membrane; lysosomal membrane; nucleus. Gene Ontology annotation, molecular function: hydrolase activity, acting on glycosyl bonds; heparanase activity. Lineage: Eukaryota; Metazoa; Chordata; Mammalia; Rodentia; Muridae. The record is from RefSeq and is marked provisional.
GGGACCUUGAGCCAGCGCGCCGGCUGCCCCAGCUCUCACGGCCGCUGGCGGUCCAGCCAGGUAGGAUGCUGCGGCCGCUGCUGCUGCUGUGGCUCUGGGGGCGGCUCCGUGCCCUGACCCAAGGCACUCCGGCGGGGACCGCGCCGACCAAGGACGUGGUGGACUUGGAGUUUUACACCAAGAGGCUAUUCCAAAGCGUGAGUCCCUCGUUCCUGUCCAUCACCAUCGACGCCAGCCUGGCCACCGACCCUCGGUUCCUCACCUUCCUGGGCUCUCCACGGCUUCGAGCCCUGGCUAGAGGCUUAUCUCCUGCGUACUUGAGAUUUGGCGGCACCAAGACUGACUUCCUUAUUUUUGAUCCCAACAAGGAACCCACCUCUGAAGAAAGAAGUUACUGGCAAUCUCAAGACAACAAUGAUAUUUGCGGGUCUGAGCGGGUCUCUGCUGACGUGUUGAGGAAACUCCAGAUGGAGUGGCCCUUCCAGGAGCUGCUGCUGCUCCGAGAACAGUACCAAAGAGAAUUCAAGAACAGCACCUACUCACGAAGCUCGGUGGACAUGCUCUACAGUUUUGCUAAGUGCUCGAGGUUAGACCUGAUCUUUGGUCUAAAUGCGUUACUAAGAACCCCAGACUUGCGGUGGAACAGCUCCAACGCCCAGCUUCUCCUCAACUACUGCUCUUCCAAGGGUUAUAACAUCUCCUGGGAACUGGGCAACGAGCCCAACAGUUUCUGGAAGAAAGCUCAGAUUUCCAUCGAUGGGUUGCAGCUAGGAGAAGACUUUGUGGAGUUGCAUAAACUUCUACAAAAGUCAGCUUUCCAAAACGCAAAACUCUAUGGUCCUGACAUUGGUCAGCCUCGAGGGAAGACAGUUAAGCUGCUGAGAAGCUUCCUGAAGGCUGGUGGAGAAGUGAUUGACUCUCUCACCUGGCAUCACUACUACUUGAAUGGACGAGUUGCGACCAAAGAAGAUUUUCUGAGCUCUGAUGUCCUGGACACUUUUAUCCUAUCUGUGCAAAAAAUUCUGAAGGUGACUAAGGAGAUGACACCUGGCAAGAAGGUCUGGUUGGGAGAGACGAGCUCUGCCUACGGCGGCGGAGCGCCCUUGCUGUCCGAUACCUUUGCAGCUGGCUUUAUGUGGCUGGAUAAAUUGGGCCUGUCAGCCCAGCUGGGGAUAGAAGUCGUGAUGAGGCAGGUGUUUUUCGGAGCAGGCAACUACCACUUAGUGGACGAAAACUUCGAGCCCUUGCCCGAUUACUGGCUCUCUCUCCUGUUCAAGAAACUGGUAGGUCCCAAGGUGUUAAUGUCAAGAGUGAAAGGCCCAGACAGAAGCAAACUCCGAGUGUACCUCCACUGCACGAACGUCUAUCACCCAAGGUAUCGGGAAGGAGAUUUAACUCUGUACGUCCUGAACCUCCAUAAUGUCACCAAGCACUUGAAGCUGCCGCCUCCGAUGUUCAGCAGACCGGUGGAUAAGUACCUGCUGAAGCCUUUCGGUUCUGACGGACUGCUUUCCAAAUCCGUCCAACUGAACGGUCAAACCCUGAAGAUGGUCGAUGAGCAGACCCUGCCAGCUCUAACAGAAAAACCUCUCCCCGCAGGAAGCUCACUAAGCGUGCCCGCCUUUUCCUAUGGGUUUUUUGUCAUAAGAAAUGCCAAAAUCGCAGCUUGUAUAUGAAAAUAAAAGGCAUUACAGUACCCCUGAGACGAAAGCGGUCAGGGGUGUCAUUCAUAAGAAUAAAGCAAAACCCCAGCGGUAGGGAGCGGACUCCUUAGCAAGCUCCAGAGCCUCGGGAGGGCGGGGCAUGCUCCAGUGCUGGAUCCAGAGCCUCGGGAGGGCGGGGCAAGCUUCAACGCUGGAUCCAGAGCCUCGGGAGGGCGGGGCACGCGCUUCAGUGUUAACAUCCAGUGCGGUGUUCUCUAAGUAGACCACUGCAGGUGGUGACAGUUAAUGGCACCAUGUGGCAAAUGACGCUUAGCACUUUGCAUGCACUAUUUUGAGGGUUAUUAAAAAUGAAUACAAAUGCCUCCAAUAUGACCAAGAGGCAAAUAAGUGAAGGAUAUGUCCUGAUUUAAAAAAAAAAAAAAACAACAAACUUUGUUUUUAUUUUAUUGUUAUUAUUUUGUUAGGAAGAUUGUCAAAUACGACCUCCAGUAGCCUCUCUGUAGCUCCAAUGGGGGAAAGGCCCAUUGCCUUAACGCCACACUGGCUGUAAGAAGACACCUGCUCACCCUGAGAGGAACUAAAACAGAGAAACAGCCCCUGUGCCUCUCUUCGUUCUUCUUGAGUCUGUGAAAGGACAGGUGGCUGGGUGGAGUAAUACUAAACAAAAGCAAGAGACCGUCACAGUUGAGAGGGAAGGGAAAUGACUGUAAAGGAGAUGGUUGGUUGCUAGGGAGCUGUUUCCGGGAACACCUGACAUGCCAUCAUUGGGGUUUAUGGUUUCUACACCUGUAGUUCUUGCUUUGCUGGGAAAGCUUUGGCCUGUGAGUAACAGAAAUCUUUAAUGAGGACAUUUGUAACCCCACAUAAGUUGUUGAAGUGAGGUAGAGCCUGACAGCUGGGCACAUCAGCAGGACACGUCAUCAUCAGGAGUCUACCUUCUUUCUCCCUCUCUGUCCUGCUGUCUGUAGUGCUGGCUCCCUUCUGGGCCUGGUCAUGUGAUGGCUGCAACUGGUCUACAGAUCCAUUGAGAUCUGGCAGUGAGCAGAGGAAGAGAUGAGUGGUUUCUUCACAGACCUGAAGAGCUCUUUCUUGGAGGCUCUCCCAGCAAGCCUUUCCUCAAGUCUCAAGUCUUACUGGCUAGGAAUAGGUCUGUGGUCAUUCUCAAUGCCCAUAACUGUCUUCACACAGUACUCCUUUGGGGAAGAGAGGUUUGGUGGAGUCCACAGCCCUAGACAUUUGCUUUCGGUCUGUGCUUUUGAUCAAGCAACAAAGUGUAAUUCUCCCCCCCACCCCGGGAUUUUAAUAUUAAGGAUCGCAAUUCUAUAUGUUUGUGCCUGCUAUGAAUAUUAUCUCGAGUGAAUUUAGCAUGCCGAUGAAGCUAGAACGUAAAGUUUGUAUGCCUAGAUAUUUUCAAUUUUUAUGCAAGUAGGUUUUAUAUUUUCACAUUCGAAAUAAACUAAUUUUAUAGCCUCGA